Messenger RNA from Notolabrus celidotus (New Zealand spotty), 2346 nucleotides. RefSeq names its product growth hormone releasing hormone receptor, like (gene ghrhrl). Gene Ontology annotation, cellular component: plasma membrane. NCBI's taxonomy places the organism in Eukaryota, Metazoa, Chordata, Actinopteri, Labriformes, Labridae. The transcript is spliced from 13 exons. Gene Ontology annotation, molecular function: growth hormone-releasing hormone receptor activity; G protein-coupled peptide receptor activity; growth factor binding. Gene Ontology annotation, biological process: positive regulation of cell population proliferation; adenylate cyclase-activating G protein-coupled receptor signaling pathway; cell surface receptor signaling pathway. The coding region runs from base 116 to 1363 and encodes 415 amino acids. The record is from RefSeq and is a predicted model, not a curated record.
CACUUGAUAAAUGUUGAUUUACACCUGAGGAGAGAGAGAGAGAGGGAGAGAGGGAGAGGGAGAGAGAGAGGAGUGAUCCGGACUCUCAGUGAACGAAGGGAACUGGACCGACGACAUGACCCGUCUCCACCUCAGAGGCAUUUUUCUCACUCUGUCUUUGGCUGCAACGGCUUUACCGAGCUUGCACCCUGAGUGUGAGUUCAUAUUUCAACUGGAAAGAGAGGAGCAGCACUGCCUUCAGUACAUCGCAGAGCAGGGAAACAGAAGCAUAGAAGGUUGUCAACCAUUCUGGGAUGCAGUUGUGUGCUGGCCUCAUGCAGUCAUUGGGGAGACGGUCCAAAGAGCUUGUCCUGCAGUUUUCUCCCUCUUCAGAAAUAACACAGGUUCAGUGAGCCGUAACUGCACCACUGAUGGUUGGUCCAGACCUUUUCUUCCGCACCACAUUGCCUGCAGUGUGGAUGCUGACAUCCCCGAGACAGAACAGUCAUACUUUGCCACAGUGAAGCUGAUAUACACCGUUGGUUACAGCAUCUCUCUAAUGGUGCUGACUGUAGCUGUGUUGAUCCUCCUGCUCUUCAGGAGGUUGCGUUGUGCCAGGAACUGCAUUCAUAUUCAGCUCUUCAUCACAUUCAUUUUGAAAGCUGUGGCAGUGUUUAUAAAGGACGCGACUCUCUUCUCAAAUGAAGACACCAACCACUGCACCCUCUCCACAUUUGCCUGUAAGGCGUCUGUGGUCUUCUGUCACUACUGUGUAAUGGCUAAUUUUUUCUGGCUCCUGGUGGAGGCGCUCUACCUCAAUUCUCUGCUGCUUUCGUCCUUCUAUCACAGCCGUCGAUGUCUGUGGGGCUUCAGUCUGCUUGGAUGGGGUGUACCUGCAUUCUUCAUCCUCCUAUGGAUUGGGUCCAGGGUUUACUUUGAAGACACAGAAUGUUGGGACAUCAAUGAGGACUCGCCCUAUUGGUGGAUCAUCAAGGGACCAAUUGUCGUGUCCAUUGCGGUAAAUUUUAUGCUCUUCAUGAACAUCCUCAGAAUCCUGAUACAGAAGCUCAAUCCUCGACUGAUCCAGUUCAAUAAUUCCUCUCAGUACAGACGCCUGACUAAAUCUACCCUUCUCCUCAUUCCUUUGUUUGGUACUCACUACAUUUUCUUCAAUUUUCUGCCUGACUAUUUCAACAUUAACCUGCGCUUCUGCAUCGAGCUCUGCAUCGGAUCCUUCCAGGGGCUUCUUGUUGCAGUUCUCUAUUGCUUUCUCAAUCAAGAGGUCCAGAAAGAGGUGCACAUGCAGUGGCUGAGGUGGCAGGAGCGGAGCUAUGGUGUGGUGUCACCUGCUGCGAAGGGCAGUCAGAUGGACACACCCUUCUAGAGGUUUCUCCACAAGCAGUCAGUCUUGCCCAAAAGGUUUUCUGCUCACUGAAUGUUCACAGACGAUUGCCUCUGAUCUCUUCAGCCCCCUUGUUGGGCUGUGCAGUACACACGAUAGCAGUGGUUGUUGGCUUUACACCAUGAAGCCUGAGUCUGUUUAUUUUCAUUCCAAACAGUCUUACCCUGUUUCACUUGCUGUACUUCUUCUGCCUGAAUGGAGACUCUGAGGUAGACUGAAGGGAGAGGGGAUCUGAAAUACAUUUUUAUCCUCAUACAUUUCAAGACAGGUUCUGCCAGCUCCUGUUAUCAAGUUCCAGUAACAACUUUAGAAAUAUAAGCUUCAGAUGUGUGUGAUAGAAUGAUAACUUUUAAACAGCUUAAUCUAACCUAAAAUAAUCCUUCAGUUAGCAAGUAGAUAGUUUCUUGAAUUUGAUGUCACAUUGUCAAAAAGCACUUCAAACAGUAUGCUUUAAAGCUUAAAGCCAGUCCAACGUACUGUCUUCUGUCAUGCUUUGUAGUCAUCUUAGCCAGUAUGGAGGACAAACUCUAAGCCAUACAGUAUAUGAACAUAUUAAUGGAAACAUGCCCUGUAACACUAACAUGGUAGUUAUUCAAAUAAUAUCAAUUUAAGUCUUCACUUUAUCUGCUUAUAUGUUGAAAAUUGCUUGUGCAUGCUUUAAUCAAGAAUUAUACAACUUGAUGUAUUAAUCUUAAAUUGUUUCAUUUGUGAUCUUUUCAUGUUCUAAUUUGACAGAACUGUCUCAGUGACAGGAAAUGUAAAACAAAAAAAGACUGAAUUAUUCUACAAACCACAAUCCUUUUGUUUCAUCUAAGCUUUUUUAAUGUAAUUGAAACAUUUCCAUGAACUGAAUGUGUAAACCUGUUGCUGUCAGAAAAUUGUUUUGUGGUCACUUUUCAUUGUUGCUGUAUUUAAAAUGUUUUCUUGUGUCUAUUUUGCGAUAAAACAUUGCUUUACGAAAAUGA